Messenger RNA from Symphalangus syndactylus (siamang), 1221 nucleotides. RefSeq names its product putative protein ZNF321. Lineage: Eukaryota; Metazoa; Chordata; Mammalia; Primates; Hylobatidae. The record is from RefSeq and is a predicted model, not a curated record.
GCCCGCCUCCUCCCGGGUCCCUCCCAGGCCUGGCUUCUGUCCCCAGAGCGCAGAUUCGCGCAAACCCGGAAGCGGAUCGCGUGGAGUGACGGUCCCACCGCGGGGUAUGUGGUAGGCAAUAUAACUGACACACUUCACUCGUUAAUGACACGAAGUGCCACCAGGCGCAGAGGCUCACACCUGUAAUCCCAGAACUUCGGGGAGCCAAGGCGUGCGGAUCACUUGAGAUAUCUCUUCCAAAUGCAUGAUGAAGGAGUUCUCAUCCACGGGACAAGGCAAUACAGAAGUGAUCCACACAGGGACAUUGCAAAGACAUGAAAGUCAUCCCAUUAGAGAUUUUUGCUUACAGGAAAUUGAGAAAGAUAUUCAUGACUUUGAGAUUCAGUGGCAAGAAGAUGAAAGAAAUGGUCAUGAAGCACCCAUGACAAAAAUCAAAGAGUUGACUGGUAGUACAGACCGAAAUGAUCAAAGGCAUGCUGGAAACAAGCCUAUUAAAGAUCAGCGAUCAAGCUUUCAUUCGCAUCUGCCUGAACUCCACAUAUUUCAGCCCGAAUGGAAAAUUGGUAAUCAAGUUGAGAAGUCUAUCAACAAUGCCUCCUUAAUUUCAACAUCCCAAAGAAUUUCUUGUAGUCCCAAAACCCAUAUUUCUAAUAAUUAUGGGAAUAAUUCCCUCCAUUCUUCAUUACUCACACAAAAAACGAGAAGUACACAUGAGAGAAAAAUCUUUCCAAUGUAAUGAGAGUGGAAAAUCCUUUAAUUAUAGCUUACUCUUAAGGAAACAACAGAUAAUCCAUUUAGGAUAGAAACAAUAUAAAUGUGAUGUAUGUGACAAGGUCUUUAAUCAGAAGUGAUUCCUUGUAUGCCAUAGUAGAUGUUACACUGGUGAGAAACCUUACAAUUGUUAUGAGUGUGGCAACACCUUCAGUCAGACGUCAUCCUUUACAUGCUAUCAUAGACUUCAUACUGGAGGGAAACCUUACAAGUGUAGUGAGCGUAACAAGACCUUCGGUUGAAAUUCAGCCCUUGUAAUUCAUAAGGCAAUUCAUACUGGAGAGAAUCCUUAUAAGUGUAAUGAAUGUGGCAAGGUUUUUAAUCAGAAAGCACACCUUGCAUGUCAUCAUACACUUCAUACUGGAGAGAAACCUUACAAACGUGAAGAAUGUGAAAAAGUUUUCAGUCGCAAAUCACAUCUUGAAAGACAAAAGAAAAACUUAAAAGAGA